This is a messenger RNA of Tyto alba (common barn owl), 2825 nucleotides long. RefSeq names its product acyl-coenzyme A synthetase ACSM4, mitochondrial-like. Gene Ontology annotation, biological process: fatty acid biosynthetic process; acyl-CoA metabolic process. The coding region runs from base 315 to 2057 and encodes 580 amino acids. The record is from RefSeq and is a predicted model, not a curated record. Lineage: Eukaryota; Metazoa; Chordata; Aves; Strigiformes; Tytonidae. Gene Ontology annotation, molecular function: fatty-acyl-CoA synthase activity; fatty acid ligase activity. Gene Ontology annotation, cellular component: mitochondrial matrix. The transcript has 15 exons.
AAACUAAGGAACAAAGAGUGGGGAAGAGCUUAGCUUUGCUGCUGCACUCUUGACCGGGACAUGCUCAUCCUGGACUGCUUUUCUGCCUUCUGUCAUCCGGUUCCCCACACAUCUUAAGAGACUGAAGAAGUAGCUUUCUUCUGCAAGAACAUCUUCUAGGUCUGCUUCUGCAAUCACUGGCUCAAGUCUAAAGGAAAAAUAAAAUGGCAGCUAAUUCUACACAGAUUUCACUGAUUAACGGAUGGAAAUAAUAAUUAAAAAAUAGUUCUAAUGGUUAUCAUCUCCAAAAGCCCCCAUAUAUCUGCUUUUGUGCCAUGAAGAUUUUACUUGCAUUUAAAGUGCUGCGGUCCCCAUGGAGCAUCCAGACACUCCACAGAUUAUUCCACCAGCAUUGCAAGACUGUUGCACCUUUGAAUUUCUCAGAUUAUGAAGCUAUCGGUCGUUGUGAACAGGAAGUACCUGAAUACUUUAAUUUUGCAAGCAAUGUGCUGGACAAGUGGUCUCAAAUAGAAAAGGAACAAAAAGGACCAUCAAAUCCCGCUCUGUGGUGGAUAAAUGGAAAAGGAGAUGAAAUUAAAUGGAGCUUUGAAGAGCUGAGCUUCCUGUCCCAAAAAGCUGCCAAUGUGCUCUCCGGGCCGUGCAGCCUGCAAAGAGGAGACCGAGUUUUAGUGAUUCUACCCCGAAUCCCAGAGUGGUGGCUGCUGUACGUGGCUUGUAUGCGAACAGGUGUUAUCAUCAUCCCAGGGACAACACAACUGACAGCACAAGACAUUUGCUAUAGAUUGCUGGCUUCCAAGGCUAAGGGCAUUAUUACAACUGAUGUGCUUGUUCCUGCAGUGGACUCAGUUGCAUCCAAGUGCCCGUUUCUGAAAACUAAGCUAAUUGUAUCUGAAAGCAGCAGGGCUGGGUGGCUGAAGCUCAGUGAUUUGCUCAAGGCUGCCCCUGGUGUCCAUAACUGCAUGAAGACAAAAAGCCAGGAUCCAAUGGCAAUCUAUUUUACCAGUGGCACCACAGGGGCUCCCAAAAUGGCUGAACAUUCCUAUGGAAGCCUUGGUCUGGGUUUUUUUCUCUGUGGAAGAUACUGGAUGAAUUUGACUCCCUCUGACAUCAUGUGGAACACGUCAGACACUGCUUGGGCAAAGGCAGCUGUUGGGAGUAUUUUUGGUCCGUGGUUCCAGGGCACAUGUGUUUUCGUACAUGCCAUGCCACAGUUUGAUCCAAGAGCAAUCUUAAAUACCUUGUGCAGAUAUCCGGUGACCACUCUGUGCAGCACCCCAACUGUCUACCGCAUGCUGGUACAGCAUGACCUCCCCAGGUAUGCAUUCAAGAAACUGAAGCACUGUUUGACUGCAGGAGAACCACUCAACCCAGAAGUGAUGGCACAGUGGAAAAGCCAAACAGGCCUGACUAUCUAUGAAGGCUACGGCCAAACUGAAAUUGGAAUGGUAUGUGCACAUAUGAAAGGAAUGAAAAUUAAGCCAGGUUCCAUGGGAAAGGCAGCUCCUCCUUACGAUGUUCAGAUUAUAGAUGAAAAUGGCAGUGUUCUGCCUCCUGGAAAAGAAGGAGACAUUGGUAUCAAAAUAGAUACCAAGCGGCCAUUUACUUUUUUCACUCAAUACCUGGAUGAUCCAGUGAAAACUGCUUCUACAGCCCGUGGGAACUUCUAUAUCACUGGAGACAGAGGGAGCAUGGAUGAGGAUGGAUACAUAUGGUUUAUGGGGAGAUCUGAUGACGUCAUAAUCUCCUCUGGGUAUCGUAUUGGACCGUUUGAAAUAGAGAGUGCUCUGCUACAGCACCCAGCCAUCAUGGAGUCAGCGGUGGUCAGCAGCCCAGACCCCACCCGAGGGGAGGUGGUAAAAGCUUUUGUGGUCUUGUCUCCUUCCUUUAAGUCACAAGAUGCAAAGAAACUGGCCUGUGAAUUACAAGAUCGUGUCAAGAAAGUCACUGCUCCAUACAAGUACCCCAGAAAGAUUGAAUUUGUCCAGCAGCUGCCAAAGACAGUCACUGGGAAAAUCAGACGGAAUGAACUGAGGAACAAGGAGUGGGGACAGAUUUAGUUUUGAUAAGUGAUCUAAAACAGCCUAUCCCUAUCAAUUUCAUUCAUAGUGGAGCUUUUCUAUUACAACUGUAAGCACUAACAUAGGAUAUUUCACCCAUUAGGCAGUGAUUGUGUAAUAAUGCACAAGGUUUAAAAACUCCAACCGUAUGGUUUUUAAAUGCAUGUGUACUUGCUUAACAAAAAUCAAGCCUACUUAGCAAAGUAUAUGCAAACACAUCUUCCAGCCACCUAAUGCUUUUCAGAAUUACAGUACAAGCAGAAGCAAGUGAUUACCAGGUGCAGUGUAGUGUGUUCAUUUUUUGAGACCAGAUACUUUAACUCACAAGAGGCUUAUUAAUGAGGAAAUCAUGAUAGCAUGCAAUGAAGUUCGCAGAAAUGGCCAUAGACCUUGCAUGCAUCCAAAUUAAGCACCCUGCUUGUAUGAAUCUUGAAAGCCUCAAAGUUUAUGAAUUAAUGUAUUAACAAUGAAUGUUUGGUAAGUGCAAAUUAUGAAAAAUCAGAAUAAUGCAGACAUCUUUAAGACUGCAGCAUAGGCUGCAUCUAAAUGCCAGACAUUGGCUUGGCAAAUAGAUGGUAACUAUUCAGCACUUUCUCCUGAAGAUCUGUAGGUCCUGUAGACACACAAAUGAGUGAACAGAAGGGAAAAAAAAUACAAAAAAUGACAAACCAUCCAUGAGUCUAUAUUUGUCCUUAGUAAGAUAAGAAGGCUGUCUUGAAUGGUGAUGACUAACAUCAGCCACCAAUAAACAUCCACAGUUGGCUUUCA